AUGCAAGAAGCUCUGACACGGAAAAUGGGACAACCUGAAGGUUCAAGAGGAAUGCCUCUCUUUGAGGGGCGUGAAGAAAGAGGCACUCGGUACCGGAUCUUCAGGUUUGCGUUGGGCGAGAGGAAGUUCAAGAACGGUAAAGUCUGGGAAGUGAAGGCAGGACGGGAAUUUCUUGGUCAAUCCGAUGGGGUACGCCAAGGAGGGGGAACGGAGCCACUGAACCCAUCCGGGUAAGUGUAAACCCAGCCCUGGUUAUAUUGGGGAAAGGGAAGGUCUGAGUUCUUCACCAGGAAGGGAAAAGCGGAUACCAGAUGGUCGAGCCGCCCGGAAACACUUCAGGGGUGCACUGGCAGGCACGACAUCUCCACCGUGUUUGUUGACAACUCUAUCGACAGUAGGAUCAGCGUCUCAGUGAAUAAAUUGUUGAAACCGAUCCGAUGUGCAGCUGCCAGCAGGUACAAGUACACUGGCAAAAGAGCCCGGGGGGAAGGUUUGCAGUGA
Molecule: messenger RNA, 501 nt
Organism: Tuber aestivum (summer truffle)
Lineage: Eukaryota; Fungi; Ascomycota; Pezizomycetes; Pezizales; Tuberaceae
Source: the annotation of a GenBank genome assembly